CGGAGAGCGCCGCCCACCCAUCCGGGGCGAGAGCGCUGCGGGCAGAGGCAGGCUGGGCCGGGGGCUGCCGGCCCUCGACCCCUACCGUGACCCUGUAGCCCCCAGCCCGCCCCCAAGAUGAUGAAGCGGCAGCUGCAUCGCAUGCGGCAGCUGGCCCAGACGGGCAGCUUGGGACGUACCCCGGAGACUGCUGAGUUCCUGGGUGAGGACCUGCAGCAGGUGGAGCAGCGGCUGGAGCCAGCCAAGCGAGCGGCCCACAAUGUCCACAAGCGACUGCAGGCCUGUCUGCAGGGCCAGAGUGGGGCAGAUAUGGACAAGCGGGUGAAGAAGCUUCCCCUCAUGGCUCUGUCCACCACAAUGGCCGAGAGCUUCAAGGAGCUGGACCCUGAUUCCAGCAUGGGGAAGGCCUUGGAGAUGAGCUGUGCCAUUCAGAACCAGCUGGCCCGCAUCCUGGCCGAGUUUGAGAUGACCCUGGAGAGGGAUGUCCUGCAGCCACUCAGCAGGCUGAGUGAGGAAGAGCUGCCAGCCAUCCUCAAGCACAAGAAAAUCCUGCAGAAGCUGGUGUCUGACUGGAACACCCUCAAGAGCAGGCUCACCCAGGCAGCUAAGAGCUCGGGCAGCAGUCAGGGCCUGGGCGGUGGACCAAGCAGUUACAGCCACACUACUACAGCCAACAAGGUAGAGACGCUGAAGGAAGAGGAGGAGGAGCUGAAGAAGAAGGUGGAGCUGUGCAAGGACGAGUACUUGGCCGACCUGUACCACUUUGCCACCAAGGAGGACACAUAUGCCAACUACUUCAUCCACCUCAUGGAGAUUCAGGCCGAUUACCAUCGCAAAUCUCUGAGCUCACUGGACACAGCCCUUGCUGAGCUGAGGGAGAACCACAGCCAAGCAGACCCCUCCCCCUCGAUGACGGCCGCCCCCUUCUCCAGGGUGUAUGGGGUGUCGCUGGGAGCUCACCUGCAAGAGUUGGGCCGGGACAUUGCCCUGCCCAUCGAGGCCUGCGUCCUGAUGCUGCUCUCUGAGGGUGUAAAGGAAGAGGGCCUCUUCCGUCUGGCUGCAGGGGCCUCGGUGCUGAAGCGCCUCAAGCAGACAAUGGCUUCGGACCCCCACAGCCUGCAGGAGUUCAGCUCUGAUCCCCACGCCGUGGCAGGUGCCCUCAAAUCCUACCUGCGGGAGCUGCCGGAGCCCCUGAUGACUUUUGACCUCUAUGACGAUUGGAUGAGGGCAGCCAGCCUGAAGGAGCCGGGAGCCCGGCUAGAGGCCCUCCAAGAGGUGUGCAGCCGGCUGCCCCAAGAGAACUUCAAUAACCUCCGGUACCUCAUGAAGUUCCUGGCACAACUGGCUGAGGAGCAGGAGGUGAACAAGAUGACACCCAGCAACAUCGCCAUCGUCCUGGGGCCCAACCUACUGUGGCCCCCUGAGAAAGAAGGGGACCAGGCCCAGCUGGAUGCAGCGUCGGUGUCGUCCAUCCAGGUGGUGGGCGUGGUGGAGGCUCUGAUACAAAACGCAGACACCCUCUUCCCUGGAGAUAUCAACUUCAAUGUGUCAGGCCUGUUCUCAGCCCCUGACCCCCAGGACAAGGUCAGUGACAGGCCUGCCUCUGAGGACCUUUCAACCAUUGCUGCGCCCACCCCCGUUGCCGCCCCAGCUCCGGCCCCUACCCCAGCCUCAGUGGCUACCAAGGAAAGGACAGAGUCUGAGGCUCCCACCAGACCAGCUUCUCCCAAGGUCAGUCGGAGCCCCCCGGAGGCAGCCGCCCCAGCGGAGGACAUGGCUCGGAAGACCAAGCGCCCAGCACCUGCCCGGCCCACCAUGCGACCCCCCCAAGUCUCUAGCACCCGCUCCUCCCCUCCAGCCCCACCCCUGUCCCCAGGCUCUGGCAGCCCUGUGACCCCCCAGGCUCUGCCCCGCCGUCUGGUUGGCAGCAGCCUCCGAGCCCCCACAGUGCCACCCCCAUUGCCCCCCAUUCCCCCCCAGCCUGCCCGGCGCCAGAGCCGGCGUUCACCAGCCUCCCCUAGCCAGGCCUCCCCAGGUCCAGCCUUCCCCAGCCCGGUCUCUCUAAACAUGCCUGCCCAGGUGGACCUGGGGGCGGCCACAGAGGCGGCAGGGGGCCCUGAGGCUGUAGGCAGGGUGCCUACUCCCCCAAGUAUGCCCCCUCAGCCCCGGCCCAGGAGCCUGGCCUCAGAGGCUGACUGAGCUGGUGGCUCCUCCCUGACAGCCCUCAGCGCCCCCUCCAUCCCACCUUGUCCUCCCAGGACACAGCCCUCGCCCCUCGCAAGUGGUGGAGGCCUCCAGACUUUGCCUACAAGUGCCUUGGUGCCUGCUGGGUUGGCCCCCACGGCAAGGAGGACUCAGGACAGUCCUCUACUUCCAGUCCUUUUCCGCUUUGGACCCACCCUGGGCUUGGGGGGCCCUCAGCUAAUUCCCCACUCUCUGGCAUGGUCCCCGGGGAGCCACCAGAAGGAAGGCAAGCUUGCCUGCUCCUAUUGGACUGAUUUUUCUCUUGCCAACAUGUUUUUUUGUAAGGCUGGCAAAUAAAUUAUUUUGGACAAAACUGGAA
Messenger RNA from Hipposideros armiger (great roundleaf bat), 2563 nucleotides. RefSeq names its product SH3 domain binding protein 1 (gene SH3BP1). Bases 118 to 2199 code for a protein of 693 amino acids. Gene Ontology annotation, molecular function: protein binding; GTPase activator activity. Gene Ontology annotation, biological process: signal transduction; regulation of Rac protein signal transduction; regulation of actin cytoskeleton organization. The record is from RefSeq and is a predicted model, not a curated record. Gene Ontology annotation, cellular component: cytoplasm; cytosol; intracellular anatomical structure. The transcript is spliced from 18 exons. Lineage: Eukaryota; Metazoa; Chordata; Mammalia; Chiroptera; Hipposideridae.